AUGGUGAAUAGGAGUGAUUUGGUAGUGAUUGGCAUUUCGGUUGGGCUUGCACUUGGCCUCUUGCUCGCUCUGCUCUUGUUCUUCGCCAUAAAAUGGUACCAUGACCGCUCUCACCUAAGGCGAUGCGCUAAUGAACAGAAUAUCCCGACUCUACCCAUUCACACUGCUAAAAGAGGCGUAGUAAUCCCUGAUGAUAGCGCAAGCACAGCACCUGAGAAUGCAGCACCAACUCAACAUCAGCCAUGGUGGAACAACCAUAACAAAGAUCUCACUGUAUCUGCAUCCGGGAUACCCAAAUAUCACUACAAGGAUAUUCAGAAGGCGACACAAAAUUUCACAACCAUUCUUGGACAAGGGUCUUUUGGUCCUGUGUACAAAGCGCUUAUGCCCAAUGGAGGUUUAGCUGCAGCAAAGGUUCAUGCCUCUAAUUCGAGUCAAGGGGAUAGAGAGUUUCAAACCGAGGUAUCUUUACUUGGGAGGCUACAUCACCGGAAUCUUGUGAACUUGAUAGGUUACUGUGUCGAUAAAAGUCACCGGAUGUUGAUCUAUGAGUUCAUGAGUAAUGGAAGUUUGGAGAAUCGUUUGUAUGGCGGUGAAGAAAUGCAAGUCUUGAAUUGGGAAGAGCGGCUUCAAAUUGCUCUUGACAUCUCCCACGGCAUUGAAUACCUUCACGAAGGAGCCGUGCCACCGGUUAUUCACCGUGAUCUUAAGUCAGCCAACAUAUUGUUAGAUUACUCCAUGAGAGCUAAGGUAGCUGAUUUCGGGCUGUCGAAAGAGAUGAUUUUUGAUAGAAUGACUUCUGGAUUGAAAGGCACUCACGGAUACAUGGAUCCAACGUACAUUUCGACUAACAAAUACACGAUGAAGAGCGACAUUUACAGUUUCGGUGUCAUCAUCCUUGAGCUCAUUACUGCAAUCCACCCCCAACAGAAUCUGAUGGAAUACAUCAACCUGGCUUCGAUGAGUCCAGAUGGUAUCGACGAGAUAGUCGAUCAGAAGCUAGAGGGCAAUGCAAGCAUUGAAGAAGUGAGGUUAAUGGCAAAGAUUGCAAACAGGUGUGUGCAUAAGACACCAAGAAAAAGACCAUCCAUUGGAGAAGUCACACAGUUCAUACUAAAGAUCAAGCAAGGUCGGUCUGGAGGAAGAAGACAGGACACAAUGUCUUCAUCGUUUGAUGUUAUUGAUGGAGAAGAUAUAUCAAGGGUUAUAAGCAGGAUUAAGGAUCAGCAUGUUGAGUUAGGGUUAUUGGCUGGUGUUAAAGAAGAUGAUCAUCAAGAGAGGAACAAUACAACAACAUUGUAA
Molecule: messenger RNA, 1302 nt
Organism: Thlaspi arvense
Lineage: Eukaryota; Viridiplantae; Streptophyta; Magnoliopsida; Brassicales; Brassicaceae
Source: the annotation of a GenBank genome assembly